This is a messenger RNA of Gracilinanus agilis (Agile Gracile Mouse Opossum), 2225 nucleotides long. It is a transcript of the gene THUMPD2, whose product is annotated as THUMP domain containing 2. Lineage: Eukaryota; Metazoa; Chordata; Mammalia; Didelphimorphia; Didelphidae. Gene Ontology annotation, biological process: tRNA methylation. The record is from RefSeq and is a predicted model, not a curated record. The coding region runs from base 1 to 1536 and encodes 511 amino acids. Gene Ontology annotation, molecular function: tRNA (guanine) methyltransferase activity; RNA binding. The transcript is spliced from 10 exons.
AUGUCGGCCCUGGCACCCGAGGAGAGGCCAUCAUCCCCGAAGGGAUCCUGGCCAUCGCCUCAGGACGGAGCUCGGUAUUUCUGUACUGCCGGCCGCGGCCUGGAGCCUUUUCUAAUGCAAGAAGUGCGAGCCCGUCUAGCGGCGACGGAGGUUGAGUAUAUUUCAGGGAAGGUUUUUUUCACUACCAGUGCCGGUUUAACAAUGCUGAAACAACUGAAAUCUGCAGAAAGACUAUUCUUGCUACUUAAAAGGCAACCUCCACUUAUCAUUUCUUCUGGAAGGAAAGGAAAAAUAUUUUAUGAAAUUCAGAGACUUGUAACUGAGGAUCCCAUGUGUUGGGUACAUGCUAUUUCAAUUUGGAGAAGUCUUUUAGACCUGGAAGAAAAACUUCCACCCGAAGUGUCCAAACCCCACAAAAGGGCAGCUGGGGAAAAUGAAAACACCAUCACUAAGAAGUUGAAAAUAGAACAAACACGAGUGAUGCUAGGAGAUAUGGAAUGCCAACUGGAAAAGCAAAAAAAUGACAAGCCCCAGGAACAUGAAGAUCUGAUGACUGAAAAAAAAAACUCUCAAGAAGAGUCUGAAAAUGAUGGGGAGAAAGAAGUUGAAUGUCACCAGGGCCAAUUCACUUUCAGAGUCUCUUGUCGCUGUAGUGGAACAAUUGCAAAAACAUUUACCACAGAGGAGGUGGGAAGAGUUAUUGGAAUUGCUCUUAUAAAACAGUUUGGCUGGAAAGCAGAUUUGAGAAACCCCAAAUUAGAGAUAUUUAUACAUCUAAAUGACAUUUAUUCCGUGGUGGGGAUUCCUGUUUUCAGGCUUCCUUUGGCAAGCAGAGCUUACAUCAAGGUGGCAGGACUUCGUGCUACUAUCGCUUGGACAAUGGCAUCUCUUGCUGAAAUCAAUGUUGGUGCAGUGGUUUUGGAUCCAAUGUGCGGACUUGGAACAAUCCUGUUGGAAGCUGCCAAGGAAUGGCCUAAUGCAUAUUAUUUGGGGGCUGAUGUAAGUGACUCACAGUUAUCAGGUGCAUACGACAAUCUGAAAUCUGCUGGUCUUGUGGAUAAAAUAGAAUUACUUAAGUUCUCUGUGACAGAAUUGCCAUUACUUUCUAAAAGUGUUGAUGUUAUUAUUUCUGAUGUUCCAUUUGGAAAAAAAUUUAAAUUGGGAAAGGACAUAAAAAGCAUUCUUCAUGAAAUGGAAAGAGUACUCUGUGUUGGAGGGACUAUUGUAUUACUGCUCAGUGAAGAGCUCCACAGGUACCUACAAGGUGGUAAGGAAAGCAGCAUUCUGUGGAAUUCCAAGAAGGACAACACAAAGGAAUUCAAAAUUCUAAAGUAUGGAAACGCCAAAGAAAAUAACGGAAUUCAAGAGAAUGUUUCAUCUUCACCUCAAGACCAUAGUCAAGAAUGUUUGGACCCAGGACCCCUUUUUGGCACUUUGGUACAAAUGGAAUGCCACAAAGUUAGCCUUGGAAGAACUGAGGCAUUCCUAUUGAAAUAUAAGAAAAUUCAUGAUUCUGGACUACAAGAGCCUUCUUAAUUUGGUUCAGGUGAUAAAUUCAGGAAUUUGUAUUUUAGGUGUAUGUUGGUGGAGGACCAGUGAUCUUCAUCACAGUUACACAUAGGUAAAUUCUGUUAAAAUUAUUCCAGCCCUGAGCAGGACAAAGACCCACCUCCAUGGACAGUGUCCUCUUCUCUUUCCUGCUUGCCUCCUCCGCAGUUUCCUUGAACUCACCUAGGAAGACCAGUCAGCAAAGAAAACACACCUGCUAGAGGAUGCUCUCCCUUGCUCUCCUCAGCCCCUUCAUAGCUCUUGGCUUAUUAAAGAUAUUUAAUGUUUUGUAUUACCUAAAAUACAUUUUCAAGUUAUAUUCUAAAUACUAUAAUUGAAAGAAUUGGCCCAUGUUUAUAUUCUUUCAAAAUAUGAGGUAUAAUUACCCUAAGCACUGUUUAUUAGACAUUUCAUCAGAAACAUAAAUAAAUCUAUAUAUUAUAUGCAUAUAAUGUAGCACAGAAUGAACGUUUUGUAUAAUAAGUCAUUUUAUAAGUAUAAAACUUCUUAUUUUCUUAAAUGAACAAACUCUUCUGUGAAGUGGUUUUGAUAUGAAUCUAGGUUUUUGUAUACUCUAUAUUUUUCUUAUUUAACAAUGAAAAUUAUUUUCAUUUUCAGUGUAUUGCACCAUCCAGAUUAAGGAUAAUGUCAAUGAACUGAUCAUGGAAACGUCAACA